Messenger RNA from Sphaeramia orbicularis (orbiculate cardinalfish), 2229 nucleotides. Its product is annotated as meprin A subunit beta-like. NCBI's taxonomy places the organism in Eukaryota, Metazoa, Chordata, Actinopteri, Kurtiformes, Apogonidae. Gene Ontology annotation, molecular function: zinc ion binding; protein binding; metalloendopeptidase activity. Gene Ontology annotation, biological process: proteolysis. The record is from RefSeq and is a predicted model, not a curated record. Gene Ontology annotation, cellular component: membrane.
AUGGCAGGAGGAAAACCUUCAGGGCUAUUUGUUCUACACAUUGCGUACCUCUUAUAUGGAGCUGCUUUGAGCUUGCCGACAGUGAGAAUACCUGAUUUUGAUGUGGAUGGUGGACGGGACCUUGACAUAUUUGACAUCAAUGAUGAAGCAGGGUUGAAUCUGGUAGAAGGAGACAUUGUGCUUGAUGAGAGACAAGGUCGAAAUUCUAUCAUAGGGGAUCAGUACAGAUGGCCAAGGACAGUCCCAUACUAUAUGGAAGAUGACUUAGAGAUCAAUGCAAAAGGUGUGAUUCUGAAGGCAUUUGAGCAGUAUCGCCUCAAGACCUGCAUUGACUUUAAACCCUGGAAUGGAGAAAAAAAUUACAUUUCCAUCUUCAAAGGCGGCGGCUGUUUCUCCUCUGUGGGAAACCGUCGUGGGAAGCAGAGACUAUCAAUAGGGACAAACUGUGAUCGCAUUGCCACUAUUGAACAUGAGUUCCUUCAUGCUCUGGGUUUCUGGCACGAACAGUCCAGGUCAGACCGGGAUGAUUACGUCACUAUCAUGUGGGAUCGAAUCUCAGAAGGUAAAGAGCACAACUUCAACACCUACAAUGCCACCUCCAGCUCUUUGGGUGUUCCCUACGACUACGGCUCCAUGAUGCACUACAGCAAAAAUGCCUUUCGCAAUGGCACAGAGCCCACCAUUGUCACCAAGAUCCCUGCUUUCAGUGAUGUUAUCGGCCAGAGAAUGGAAUUCAGUGACAGUGACCUGCUUAAGCUCAGCCGUCUUUAUAACUGCACCAAGGCUGCUACCUUUCUGGAUUCCUGCGACUUUGAACGUGAGAACAUCUGUGGUAUGAUUCAGGGGCCGGGGGAUAUGAAUAAUUGGAUGAGAGUUUCCAGUGCUGCUGGAGGGCCAGCAGACUACUCCAACAUGGGCAAAUGCACUGGUGAGAAUUACCUUGAAGUGGAUUUCAUGCACUUCGAGACUGGCUCUGCAAACACUGGGGCUAAUGCACUACUGGAGAGCAGGCUUCUCUACCCUAAGAGGGGUUACCAGUGUCUGCAGUUCUUCUACUACAACAGUGCCGGACCCACAGACACACUGAAGAUCCAUGUCAGAGAGUAUGACAAGGAGAACCCCAAUGGAAAACUGCGCUAUAUAACAACCAUUGAUGCCCCUCAGGAGCUGUGGCAGCUGCACCAUGUCAGUCUAAAUGUCACGAAAAAAUUCCGUGUUGUGUUGAAGGCACCAAAGGGGUACAGGGUCUUCAGCAGGGGGAUGUCCCUGGAUGAUAUCAACCUCUCAGAAACAACUUGCCCAGAAUUCAUAUGGCGAGUUAAGAACUUCAGUCAUGUCAUAGAUAACACUCCAAUGAACACGCCUAUCUUCAGCCCACCAUUCACCUCUAAGGAGGGCUACACCUUUCAGAUGCAGCUGUACCCCAGUGGUAAAGCCGGCUAUCCUGGUGAGCUGUCAGCCUAUGCUCAUCUGGUGGCCCGUCAAGAGGACACAGGACAGACAUGGCCGUGUCCUUGGAAACAGAUGACAAUGAUGUUGAUGGAUCAGCACCCACAUAUCCAAAAGCGUAUGUCUAACCAGAGGAGUGUCACUACUGACCCCAACAUGAAAGCAACAGACUCAGAAGCCUUUUUCUGGGACGACCCUCGCAAGGUUGGUGUUGAGGUCACUGCUGAUGAUGGAAGCAAGUAUUUCCGAGGGCCAGGCUCAGGGACUGCAGUGUAUCUGACUCACCUCAGAGCCAAGAGCAGGGACUUUAUCAAGGGAGGGGAUGCCAUCUUCCUUCUCACCAUGGAGGAUGUGUCUCAUCUGACUGAGACACAGCCUCUGCCUUCCACAACCCGAAACACCACCACCCCUCGACCUACCACCACCACUCGACCUACCACCACUCCACCUGAUGCCUGUGCCCAUGUAGUUUGCCAGAACGACGGAAUCUGUGUGGUGGAUGUAGGACCACCUGCUUGCAGGUGUGCGGUGGGCGACGACUGGUGGUACUACGGUGACAGCUGUCAAUACAAAGGCUCCACACAAGACAAAACCACCCUUGCACUUGCCUCUUCUCUGUCUGUACUCGCAGUAAUGGCGGUGAUUACUGCAGUCAGUGUCAUCUGUGUGAAGGAGAGCAUAAGAAGAGAAGUAGGACGAACGAUACAGUCAUGGAAAAUAGAGGCAUCAGACACAAUUAGAACUGGGAGAAGCCGGACUGUCUAUUCAAACUCCAAGUAA